AAAAAAUCCUAAUAAAGGGAAAAAGAGUACACCUAGCGCCCCCAACAAAAAACAAGGAAGGUAAGUCCCCUCCGGCAUAAUCAAUCUAGCUUAACUCAUCUUCAAUCGACUCAGCUCUUGUUCCUGCUAAUGUGUGAUAUUUUCUGCUCUUCUAGAAACUAUGACCCCUCAAUCCCCCAAUCCCCACUCUUUGAGGCGAGUGGAGACAAGGUGAAAAUGAGUAAAGUCAUCUCUGUAGCUACACAUUUAUCAUACAUAUAAAAUCUUUUUCUUGGGAUUUAUGUUUCCUAUCGGGAGUUCGUUAUUCGAAACAAGUGGAGAUGUGAAUUGUUAAUGUAAUGAUUAAAUACUUAGUAGAAUGGAUGUGUGAGCCAUUCGUAAGCAACGGUCGCCACUCGAGGAAUGACUAAGACCGGUCUUCGUGCCCGACUUGGUCGGGGCUUUGUGCCUGAGGAGUCAGGGCUUUAAAUCCUAGUGAUGGGUCUCAAGCCGCACUCUACUAGGCAUUUGAUCAUAAGUGCGUGCUAGUGUGACAUUAAUCCGACAAAAAAUAUUGAUUAAAAUAAAUAUAAAUAACAUUAAAAAUUAAAGAUACUUAUCUUUUUGAAGUGGGCUAAAAUAUUGGACUGUGUAGGCUGAUAAAGAAAUUGGGCCUUUAUUCCCAAUUGGGCUGCUCCAGCAGAUUUGGACCAUCCUCCACUGCGUCAAAUUUGAAUUUUGAACAGAUCAGCCUCCCCUAGCACAAUAUAUGCCCAUACUGACAGGUUUGACAACUUUCAUUUUUGGCAAAGGGAACAGCCACAACGUGACCAGCACCCCAACCAGUACAUUUGUAGUGUAGCUCGUCCAGGUACAUCUGUACUGUAGCUCGUCCAGGGGACCUGCGAUACAUUCCUCAAGACCAGUGAGCAGGGCAAUUCCGAUUUGCUGCUCCUGGAGCUCCUGGCGAAUACUCGAGGCCAAAGCUCCUGUAGCUGGGCCAAACGACCAUGGAGAUGGCACUAGCGGCCCCGGCUCCGACUUUCGAGCUGCUGUGGAGAUGAGUGGUGUGUCGGAGGUCGCACAUCGAUUUCAAUAUCACCGUGGACAGUUGGGUGGGCACAGAUCUGGACGGGAACGGCCAGUCCGUAUCCCUCGCUAGGCCUGGAGCGGCGGCGACACUGGUCUCGGAAUGGAGAUGACGAGGCCUGGCUGGUACUUGGUGUCAAACCCCGGCUGGUGCACCGGCGUAUGGCAGACGGCAUAUGGCGGUGGUGUUGACGGUGGACAAUGACCUGGUGUUGAUGGGCGCAGAUCUUAGAUGUCCAUAUUUUCUUCUUGUGGUUGACAUUUCCGGAUCUAGGAGUUGCAGAUCCCAACCUGAAACUAUAACAGGUGGCUCGUGGUGGCCUGCCGCCGGCAGGGGUGCUAGACCAGAAGUUAGCCCGCAUGACCUGGGACGCCACUGCGGGGCGUUGGUUCUCCGGCCUUGUCUGCGAAAUCCUAGAUUUCUGAUUUUGUUAUUGCUGUAUCUUUUUAUUUUAUUUUUCCAGAACAGUUUCUUACAGUUUGAGCUACAUUUGGUCGGACCGUGACGGGAAGCGAAUUGCGUGAAAGUGGAGCGAGCUUUCAUUAGCCGCCGCCGGCAAGCAACUAGCGGUGGUGCUGCGACUCAGGCGAGGAGCUCCAUGGAUCCGAACAGGCAUCACGACUUGGUACCUUCCCUGUGGGGCCGGUGCUGCCCGGAGCUGAAGCCGGGGAUUGGUGGGUCUAGUGGCGCGGCGACGGAGGUGGAGCAGCCAGCUACGACAAGCAACGCCAAGGUGCAGCAAGACUGUCUGAGAAACAGUUCAACAGAUUGGAAAAAAUUGAAAUUCUAAUUUUUCUUUUCUAGAACAGUUUUGGGUAGAAUUUUUGUGAUUUUGGUAGAGUUUUUGGUUAAGCGGGGAGGGUUUGUCACUUGAUUGUGUUCAAACCUCUCAACGAGAGCACCAUAUGAUGGACAGUCUACCCGGGGGGUGUCUUAUC
Messenger RNA from Cuscuta epithymum, 2007 nucleotides. Lineage: Eukaryota; Viridiplantae; Streptophyta; Magnoliopsida; Solanales; Convolvulaceae. The record is from the annotation of a GenBank genome assembly.